Molecule: messenger RNA, 1233 nt
Organism: Lithohypha guttulata
Lineage: Eukaryota; Fungi; Ascomycota; Eurotiomycetes; Chaetothyriales; Trichomeriaceae
Exons: 2
Coding region: 1-1233 (410 amino acids)
Source: RefSeq, a predicted model, not a curated record
AUGUCGUUGCAGCACAUUCUGCUUCAACCAAAGCUGUUACUUGUCUCCGUCCUAAUAUUUCUGGCGAUAUUUUCUCUGCAUGCACGACUAGGGACCUUGAGGUCCGCGUAUGCUACAAUAGGGGUGCAGGACGAUGAUUCCCAUCACGAACCCGAUGGCCCUGACUGGCAGGCAAGACUGGCUGAUGUCCAGAACUCAACACUAGGAUUCCAAAAAGUCUUUGCAAUAUCCUUGUCUGAACGUACAGAUCACCGAGACACACUGGCCCUCACUUCCGCCUUGACCGGCUUCGAAGUUGACUUCAUUGAUGGCGUCAAACCUAGCGACAUCUCCGAGAAAGCCAUGCCACCGAAUCCGGGUAUUGGAGAUGGAGGCGCAAGAGGCGCCUGGAGAGGACACAUGAACGCUCUGAGAAAGGUCGUUGCUGAGGGCAUCGGAAGCGCUUUAAUAGCAGAGGAGGACUUUGAUUGGGAUAUACGACUCAAGAACCAGCUUCAGGACUUUGCAAAGGCCUCGAGUUCUUUCCUGUCUCAAUUCGGGACCGAUCAGGUUCCACAUUACGCUGAAGAAGCAGGUGAAGCGAUCGAAUACUCCGAGUUGUUGACCUGGUUUCAAGACAAUCAAAACUCCAUUCCUGUUCCUAGGUCUCCAUAUGGUGAUGGCUGGGAUGUUCUCUGGCUAGGAAAUUGUGGUAUGCGCCUCGAAGCCAGACGACAAGACUGGCAGACCUUAGCUAUCGUGCGUCACAACGAUUCUGCCACCGUUCCAGCCAAUCAGUACUAUAGCUGGGACUGGGACCGUCCCGAUCCACAUCCCUACAAAAGCUACCCGAAUCGAACACGCCUCUACCUCAGCCAGCCUACCGACGGAGUGUGUAGUAUAGCAUACGCAGUCUCUCAACGUGGUGCUCGCAAGCUUCUACUCGAGUUGGGUCUUGAAAGAGCUGACAAAGCGUUUGAUCUGAUGUUGCAGGAUUUCUGUCAGGGUGGAUGGUAUGGUGGUCUCGCCGAACCUCAUGCUUGUUGGGGUGUAUUGCCUUCGUUGUUUGACUCGUACAGAGCUGCUGGACCGGAAACUAAGGAUUCUGAUAUUGUGGACGGUGAAGCUGGGAGAGUCAGGGAUAGUGGUUAUGUGUUGAAUAUACAGCGGAGUGUGAGGUUGAAUGCGCGGAAGUUAUUGGCUCAGCCGCCAGAGGAGAUCUUCGACCAGUAUCCUUAUGCUGAAGGAACAUGA